AUGAGCUCAAGAGAAAUUUUUUGGUGGGGUUCGAAGUCUUUCAUCUUCUCCUUUAGCCUUCCGUUCUUCGCUAUAAGUGCUCAAAGCAGGCAAGACACUCGGUCAUUUCCCCAUGAAAAGCUGCGGCUUCGAUCCUGCUACGAUCUUUCGUUUCUUGCCCUAGGAGCGUCUGAAACCGACCCUUACUUUUCCGAGGAGACUGAUCCUCCAGAUCAUGGCAUAUCCCUUGUUGAGGGCGUCUGUUCGGUUGUUAUAACUGGACAGAGCAAGCAAUAUUGGACUGCUGUUUGUCUCAAUGACGACCUCUACGAUGGUAUAGACGAGCCUAGACUUUCACCCGAGGAUGACAUGGAACAAUUGGAUGUAGUAGACCCUAUUGUGUUGAAGAUGGGAAAACCCCCCAAGUCCCCUCGGGCAUACGCACUCGCAGCACUGGCAACUGGUCUAGUGAAGGUUGUGGAUUGCCACAAAGACAUCCAAGAUUCCUUUCGAACCAGCUUCAAUCUACAUGUCCCUUCGUCAAAACAUAGCUCGUCUGGAGAUAUUUCUCCAAGUUGGGCAAAGGAGUGGGAUAAGAAAUAUCCAGAGGCUCUUCAGAGGGUGAUGUACUACAACCAACGAAUUGUUGAAAGAUUAGAGCACUUCUUAUCGCAUCACCUUAUGGUCUGCCCUCGAGGUUUACCCCAACAUAAGCUGUGGCUGAGCGUCAACGUGGAGGAACGUGCGACACAAUCUCUGAUCGACAUUAUGAACAGCCUUGAGAGUCUACGAGAAGUUCAUAGCGAGCUCGCCCAACUGUUCAAGUCACUGAAUGAGCCUUCGCAGCCCUCGCCCUCUCCCUCUUUUCUUUUUCUUUUGCGGCAAGCAAACUGA
This is a messenger RNA of Fusarium verticillioides 7600, 873 nucleotides long. RefSeq lists its product as hypothetical. Lineage: Eukaryota; Fungi; Ascomycota; Sordariomycetes; Hypocreales; Nectriaceae. Bases 1 to 873 code for a protein of 290 amino acids. The transcript has 4 exons. The record is from RefSeq and is a predicted model, not a curated record.